AUGUGUGAGAAGCUAUAUAAGGAGGAUGAGGAUGUGGAUGUGGAUGAGAAGGAUGUGGAUGAGAAGGAUGUGGAUGAGAAGGAUGUGGAGGAUGAGGAUGUGGAUGAUGUGGAUGUGAAUGUGAAUGUGGAGGAUGUGGAGGAUGUGGAUGAUGUGAAUGUGGAUGAUGUGGAUUUGGAGGAUGAGGAUGUGGAGGAUGAUGAUGUGGAGGAAGAUGAUGUGGAGGAUGAAAAUGUGGAUGCGGAGGGUGGUGAUGUGGAUGCGGAGGAUGAGGAUGUGGAUGCAGAGGAUGAGGAUGUGGAGGAUGAGGAUAUGGAGGAUGUGGAUGCAGGGGAUGAGGAUGUGGAGGAUGAGGAUGUGGAGGAUGAGGAUGUGGAGGAUGAGGAUGUGGAUGCAGAGGAUGUGGAGGAUGUGGAUGCGGAGGAUGUGGAGGAUGUGGAUGCAGAGGAUGAGGAUGUGGAGGAUGAGGAUGUGGAGAUGUGGAUGAUGUGA
Liolophura sinensis is the source of this 492-nucleotide messenger RNA. Its product is annotated as prostatic spermine-binding protein-like. NCBI's taxonomy places the organism in Eukaryota, Metazoa, Mollusca, Polyplacophora, Chitonida, Chitonidae. Bases 1 to 492 code for a protein of 163 amino acids. The transcript is spliced from 2 exons. The record is from RefSeq and is a predicted model, not a curated record.